CCCCAAGGAGAGGACUGGAGCAGAACUGCCCUGCUAGGACCUCCUUGUCCUUCUCUCCUGCUGCUCCCUUCAUUGCCAACGUCUCAUCCAUCAUGUUCUCUGAAGCAGAGGUGCAAAGUGCCCGCGGUGCAUGGGAGAAGAUAUAUGUGGAUGCUGAGGACAACGGGACAACCGUGCUGGUCAGGAUGUUUACCGAGCACCCAGACACUAAAUCCUACUUCACACACUUCAAAGGCAUGGACUCUGCUGAAGAGAUGAAACAGUCGGAUCAGAUCAGAGGCCACGGCAAGAGGGUUUUCACUGCCAUCAAUGACAUGGUGCAACACCUGGACAACUCUGAGGCUUUCCUUGGGAUAGUGAACCCACUUGGCAAGAAACACGCAACUCAGCUGAAGAUCGACCCGAAAAACUUUAGGAUUAUCUGUGAUAUUAUCUUGCAACUGAUGGAGGAGAAAUUUGGUGGAGACUGCAAAGCUUCCUUUGAGAAGGUGACCAAUGAAAUCUGCACUCACCUGAACAAUGUCUACAAGGAGGUGGGUUGGUGAGGAUGCGCAGCCUCCAGGGUCUUCAAACGUCUCACCAGCACUGAUUUGCUGCUUUUGGGCCUCCAGCCACAGCUGGGAGAGUGAAGAAGUAAAAAAAUAAUAAAAUAAAAGCAAGAAAAAGGCUUCUAUACUAUAGAUAUUAAUGUCAAUAAUUUCCUUAGCAAACUGAGUUUCUACGGUUAAAUGAAACCUGCAGAUACAUCAAAGCCAACCAACAAAUCCUGAGGUGCUUUGCAGCUUCAGUGCUCCAGGUGGCUUCCUUUAGCCACAGUCUUGAAGACUACAUUUUAAAAUGAUGACUUUAAGCUUGUUAUUCCUGAAAGGAAAUUGUUGCUCCUUUCAGCAGCACCAGCCCAGUGAAGCACCAGCAGCUCUUUGUCUCAGCUUACACCUCUCCAUCCUUGUGAAUGCCAAGCAGGAGAUCAUUUUGAAGCAUCUCUAGGGACUUUGUAGUGGUCACUACUGAAGAGGCAUGGGCGUUGUUUUAUCUUUGAACUAAAACCAUGGGAAAGA
Messenger RNA from Cuculus canorus (common cuckoo), 1058 nucleotides. RefSeq names its product cytoglobin-1. Gene Ontology annotation, molecular function: heme binding; oxygen binding; iron ion binding. Lineage: Eukaryota; Metazoa; Chordata; Aves; Cuculiformes; Cuculidae. The record is from RefSeq and is a predicted model, not a curated record. Gene Ontology annotation, biological process: oxygen transport. The transcript has 3 exons. The coding region runs from base 93 to 545 and encodes 150 amino acids.